AUUUUGAGAGAGAGACAGACAGAGCAUGAAUUGGGGAGGGGUGGAGAGAGAGAGAGACAGAAAAUAUGAAACAACUCCAGGCUCUGAGCAUAGAGCUCAAUAUGGGGCUCGAACCCACGAACGGUGAGAUCAUGACCUGAGCUGAAGUCUAGUGAUUAACCAAAUGAGCCACCCGUGCAUCCCUAUUUCUGAUUAUUUAUUAAGGAUAAAUUUCCUAAUAUAGAGCUUUCUUCUGGGCCACUGACAUGCCAUCCAGACUGGGGAAGACCCGGAAACUUCGGGGCCACGUGAGCCAUGGCCACGGCUGCGUCCGUAAGCACCGGAAGCACCCAGGAGGCUGGGGUAAUGCUGGUGGCAUGCAUCACCACAGGAUCAACUUUGACAAAUAUCAUCCAGGUUACUUUGGAAAAGUUGGUAUGAGGCAUUACCACUUAAAAAGGAACCAGAGUUUCUGCCCAACUGUUAACCUUGAUAAACUGUGGACCUUGGUCAGUAAGGAGACAUGGGUAAAUGCUGCCAAAAACAAGACUGGAGCUGCUCCUAUCAUUGAUGUGGUGCGAUCGGGCUACUACAAAGUAUUGGGAAAGGGAAAGCUCCCCAAACAGCCUGUCAUUGUGAAGGCCAAAUUCUUCAGUAAAAGAGCUGAGGAAAAGAUUAAGGGUGUGGGGGAGCCUGUGUCUUAGUAGCCUGAAGCCACAUGGAGAGAGGUUCAUUAAAUACUAACAACCGCUUUUCUUUUCUGGUCUGGGUGUAAGUUCUUUAGCACCCCUACCUCUCUAUCUGUACAUUGGAAAGUCACCUAACAGACCCAGGAGUAAGGGUAUGAGGGCCCGAGCUCCUUUUGCCGACUCCCCUCAGAAAAUGUGCAAGAGAUAGCACCAGUACUUAAAGGACUUGGCCCUACCUUGAACAUUUAUAAAGUGAGAAUAUUUGUCGAUAGCAUAUUUGUGUAUCUUAGAGUUGAAAGGCCAGUUUUGCAUUGUAUACUCUGAAAAUACAAUGAAUGGGAGAAUAUAAAAAAAAUUUCCUAAUAUGGAAUUGUUGGGUGAAAUAAUUUUAUACAUAUUAAUAAAUUACCCUUCCAAUGACUGUACAAAUUGACAUUUUUAUAGCAUUUUCUAAAAGUUUCGUUUCAUGACAUCAGCAUCUAAUGAUUUAAAACAAAGUACUUAACAAUUUGUAGAGAAAAAAAUAUUUGCUUAUUGUUUUAUAAUGCAUUUGUUCACCAUGACAUUGGAUUCUUUUCGUAUUUGUGCUUGUUUUUUUGUAAUUGUUUAAUUUUUUACAUUUAUUUAUUUUUGAGAGAUAGAGUGAGACAGACUGUGAGCUGGGGAGGGGUAGAGAGAGAAGGAGACAGAGACUCUGAAGCAGUCUCCAGGCUCUGAGCAAACUGUCAGCACAGAACCUGACAUGGGGCUCGAACCCAUAUCAUGACCAGAACUGAGAUUAGGCGUUCGACCGACUGAGCCACCCAGGCGCCCCUGUGCUUGUUUUUUUGUUUUUUUUAAUUUGGAAAUUAUUUGUUCAUAUCCAUUGCAUUUUUAAAAAUUGGUAUAAUUUUUCUUGAGUUUCUUUGUAAAAAUGUUUUAUUUUUUAAGGAUAUUAAACAACUUUGUUCAUAAACGAUCAUUAUCCCAGAGUCCAUUAGGAUUCUUAGCCAGAUAGGUAGGCAGCUGAAUGUUCAUUCUGACAGUUCCUGAGCUCCUUGAACUAAUCAUGUUCCUGGGCCCUCCCAACCCCACAACUCGCCAUUACCCUGAUGUAUCUUAACAUACAAACCACAGAAGAUCCGUGGCCUUUAUCCAGGUUGUUUCUGAGAACUAUUUCAGAAAACUCUGAGAUCCUGGCUGCUGAAAUUGUCAUUCCAGAAGAGUCAAAGAUGACAUGAGUACCAACGGGUACACGUAAAGCUUAGGGUGACCUACUCAAGAUAAGGAACAAGUUCUCCUGACCAAGUUAUUCUUCUGACAGGGGUUUAUUAUAAAGGAUGAAUCUUUAUAACCAUUGUUAUAAAGUGCAUCUUGCCCAAAGGCAUGAUAAUGGAAUGGGGAGCUUCUCCCAAUGGAGAGGUUUACAAGCCUGGGAUUGGGUAGGAGACAGGCUUUGGGAAAAUUGUGCUUGCAGGAGAAGGAAAGAGUUAGUCACAGACUUUCCUAAACUUUAGGAGAAUUUUAAAGAGAUUCGGCCUCAUUACCUCAAUAUUAUUCAGGCUUCUAAUUUUCAUCCUUAUUCCUUUUUUGUCCUGAGUUCAGGCCUCUCACCCACCCCCAGAGAGUGUCAGCGUCUUCUCAUUGUUCUGAGAGUUGUGUUAGUGGCACGAUUGCCCCCUGGAGGCCAGAGAGAGGAGCAGCCGCCUUAAAAUAUUCUAGGCCUGUGUCUCUCAGGGCUGGGGGCACAUUAGAAGAAACUGAGGAGUUGUAACAAAGAGUGCUCAGUCCUGAGCACCUAGACCACUGGGGAGGUGGGGACACAUUCCAGUAUCACCACAUUAAGGUUUAACCUUGAGUAAAACAAUAAGAUGGAAAUGAAAGCAACUGCUCUGAAAUAAAUCUAAACAUAGCCAGAAGCAGAAUCACUCAUAGAAAGUAGCAGGGUAAAUAAAAGAUGUCAGGGGGGUGGAAAAAGGAGAUAUUUUACCUGUAGGUUUACCUGUAUGUUUACCAGUCUGGGAGGUAAUCCAUUUUAGCAAAUCUCCCCCUGGGACUUAGAGUUUGAGUGUGACAGAUUUUUGGUGUGUAUUUGUGAUGUGCCCACGAAGGUGCUCAUUUUCAUCUAUAAGUUGACUGCUGAUUACCCAAGUUGGCCUCCUAAUUCUUAGACCUUACUUUUCACUCAGCUUUCCCUGGGUUCUGGGUGGCUGGAAUAUUAGUAGGGGCCAACAUCACUGAGCUCUCAACUGACACUGGAUCAAGGGCUUGGUUUCAGUGCCAAGACUAGCAUUUUUGAUAGUUCUACUUCAACACCGGCACUAAUUUAAAUUUUAUCUUUUCAAAUCAUAAAAUCACAAAAAUUAGAAUUAAAGGGCCUUUUGAGGUUCCCCAGGCAAACUUCCUUAUUUUAAAGAUCUGAAAAAAAGACAUAAGAGCAUUUUAUAUUUGGCAAACAAAUAAACAUAAAUUAUAGCUACCCUACUUUCGUACCUUCUUCUCUGUCCUCAUUCUGUAAGUUGUUUCUGGGAGUUUCUAUUUCUGGAUGUAGAAACUUCAUGGAUAUAGAAUGGUUGUGGAUAGAUGGAGGGAGGAGAGAAACACCUUGAAAUACCUCUCAGGCCUGUGCCUGAGGGACAGACUUCAAGUUAUGAAGUGACUUUCUGCAUGGUCCUAACUUCCUGGUGUGCAUCAGGGAGGGAAAUCUGGCAAUGUGUUUCUAGAUCCAGCUCUAUCUGCCCUAUAUUAAGGGUUAACAGAAAUCUGGACUUUAAGGAUACUGCUAGUGAAGUCUUAGAAGGAAGUAAAGACUAUGUGAUUGGGAACUGGAGGAGGGGAAUCCAGGUCAAGAGUUGCAGAAAAAUUUUGAAAUUGCCUCCUAUAGGUAUGCAGAAAGCUGAACUCUGUUGUAGAGCUGGGGAGAUUUCAAAGCAAUGUAAGAAGGUUUCACCUGGUUUCUUCUUGCUGCUUUUAAUGAAAUGAAGAGAAGAGAGAUAAAUGGAGGAAAGAAUUGUGAAACAAAAAGGAACCAGGACUGGAUGAAUCUGAAAAUUCUCAAUUUAUUCUAACAGAAAAAGAUGCAAAAAUUAAGAUAGUGUGGCACAAAGAAAAAAUGUGACAGUGUGACUAUAUAAUCUUUGAUCAAAAUUUCAGAAGGAUUGAGGGGUUGGAGUAUUCAGUUGCACAAGGAGCUCUUUCAAGCGGUUUGGAUGUGACUUCCAACCACAUGAUAGUACUUCUAGGAAGCUUAAGAGAAAUGUUCCUCAGCUAUCUGAGCAGGGGCCACAGGUACAGGUUAUCUAGAAAGGAUCUGUAGGUGUGGCUUUUUUCUAAAAGAGUAAACUUCAUUGAAAUCCAUGGUGGACUCAGGAAGUGUUUGAGACAAUUAUUUCAGCAGAAACACUACCAGAUUGGAUUGAAAGUGACAGUGAACAGAAUAAAAGUAGGAGUUCAGUGUCACCUGGGUGGCUCAGUCGGCUAAGCAGCCUACUUCAGCUCAGGUCACAAUCUCACGGUUUGUGGGUUCGAGCCCCGCAUCUGGCUCUGUGCUGACAGCUUGAAGCCUGGAGCCUGCUUCAGAUUCUGUGUCUCCCCCUCUCUGUGCCUCUCUUCAGCUCAUGAUCUGUCUCUCAAAAAUAAAUAAACGUUAAAAACAAUUUAAAAAAAAGUUAGCUGAACCAUUGCCCAUUUUCAUUUUAUAAUAUUGUUGCUUACUCAGUCUUAUUAUACUUGACAAUUCUUGGAAAUUUGUGUCUUAAUCUUUCUUUUGUCCUAGAUAUAUGGCUUGGUGAGAAUAAAGCAAAUGAACGGGAAAUGGAAGACAGACAGUGUCAUAUGUAGGUGAUAAAUACCAUCAUUUAUAUUUUUAUAGAUGCAUCAGAUCUUUGUUCAUUUGUUGAAUAAUUCAAAGUCCCAAGCUUUGAUGCUUAUCUUGUGGUGGAGAUACAUGUAAAAAUAUAUUCCAACAACAUAUAAUCUAUUUUCUAAUGAUGAUUGCAAUGAAAAAUGUGAGACAGGGUAAAGGGGAAGAGGGAAUGUGUUAGGUAGGUACUAUCUAUAUUGCAGUAAAGAUGUCUCUAAUGGGGUGGCAUUUGAGCAGGGAUCUGAAUGAUGGGAUUAAAGAGACUAUUUGAAGCAAGAAUAGUCUAGUAAGAAAAACCCAGAUGUGGAAGCCUGCUUGGGGCACUCAAGGGUAAGAGUGACCCCAGUAGAGUAAGAAAGGUGAAGGAUGAUGGGAAAUAUUCAAUAAACUUGAGAGUCUUCUAUUUGUUAUGAUCUGUGUAAUGUUGGGAAUAUCGAUGUGAAAGAGACAUAAUGUCUGGUGUCAAGAAAUUGAGUAUCCUAGAGGAAGAAGGCAAUAAAUAUAAAAAAAUACAAGGAGAUAAGUGCUGUUCUCAUAGAUAAGUACAAAUUUCAAAGGGAGCCAGAUGAGAGAGACUUUACACUUGCCUAGAAGAUCAAGGAAGGCUUCAGAGAGAAGAAGUCAGAGGACAAUGAGGAGGUGGUGGUGAUGAGGUUGGAAACUCCAAACAAAGAGAAGGGUAGAGGGAAGGAUGGAGACAAGAGAUGUGUUAACUCAUGAUAUUUCCAGAAUUCAGUAUUUUGGUAAUUCCAGGUCUACGUUGGUGACAGAUGUGUCAGGAGAUGAGGCAGCUAAAUGAGAAUCGUAUGUGGGCUUGUGCCAGGCUUAGUCUAAAAAGCUGUGAGAAGUGAAGUAAAAUACCUAAAUCUGCCUUUUACACAGAGCUGUAAGGUAAGACAGUAUCAUCAAUUAAAACAAGAAAUGUGGAGGCAGAAGAUCUUGAAGUAGGGGAGGUGAAAGGUUAUGGGUUUUAGGUUUAUACAUUUUAUAUUGCUCAAGGGUCACCUGACCGAAAGGCUGUGGGCUGUAUACAUAGGUCUGGUGCAAAAUCAAGGUUAGAGGCAUAGUCAUUAACAUAUAUGUAUUAGCUGCAAUCUAGGUGUGGACAAGAAUUAGACUAAGGUGGGAGCCAGGAAAAAAGCAGCAUUAAAAGCAGGAAAUAGAGGAG
This is a messenger RNA of Acinonyx jubatus (cheetah), 5677 nucleotides long. Its product is annotated as 60S ribosomal protein L27a-like. The record is from RefSeq and is a predicted model, not a curated record. Gene Ontology annotation, cellular component: cytosolic large ribosomal subunit; ribosome. The coding region runs from base 246 to 683 and encodes 145 amino acids. Gene Ontology annotation, biological process: translation. Gene Ontology annotation, molecular function: structural constituent of ribosome. The transcript has a single exon. NCBI's taxonomy places the organism in Eukaryota, Metazoa, Chordata, Mammalia, Carnivora, Felidae.